AUGGUUAACCGCUACAUCUUUGCCCUUGCCGGCCUUGCCGCUCAAGUCAGCGCCUUGCCCUUGAACAUCAACCUUGGUGCCUACUCUCCUGCCUUGGUGGUGGGUGAUGGUGAAAUUUCAUUCGGCGGCAAAAGCGAUGUUUCCCAGUUGAUGAACGUACUGGAAGGCGCGGCAGUCAACGCUGCACAAGGUGCGGGCCAGGCUGCUGGCAACGGUGCGGGUGCGGGUGCGGGUGAAGGUGCUGGCAGAGGCGCGGCUGCCCCGGCUGCUGCCCCGGCUGCUGCCCCGGCUACUGCCGCGGUUCAGGAAACGCCGAACCAGGAGAUCCAACAGAACCAGCAGGCUCAGCAGUCCGUCGCCGAUGUUCAGGGCGGCGCCACUCCCGUUACUGCUACUUCUUCGGACAACCAAAUCAACGAGGCCCAGGCCAUCGCUGCUCUCCAGGGUAUGGGCAAGGAGAUUGCUCCUCGCGUCCAGCUCAGCAAGUCCCACACCGCCGGCGAGAAGCGAGAUCUGGCCGGUUUCGACCGCGCUCUGAAGUACGCCGAGGCCGCCCUCACCAAGGGCCCGAAGAUCGAUCUCGGCACCGGCGAGGGUGGCUCCGGAGUUGGUAUCAAGGUCGACAACCAGCAGGGUGGUGCCCAAGCCGCUGCCGGAGGCCAGCGUGCCGCCGCCCGUGUCAAGGCCCGCGCCGAUGAAGCCCAGCAGCCUCCCCGCCGCCGUGCCAAGGUCACUACCAUGUACGUUCGCUCCGGCGUUCCCGGGGCAGGCGUUGAGAUGACCUCCGAUAAGCUCGUUGCCCGCGACCCCGCCGCCCCCGUUGCCCAGGUCGUCCCCGCCACCUCCAACAAUGUCGUCAAGCGUGCACAGGAGGAGCUUGCCUCGAGAGGCGUCAGUGGUGGUGCCAUUGACACCGUCAACCUGAACGUCAGCGGCGAGGGCGUUACCAUGACUUUUGUCGAGACCGAGGCCGACGACGUCGAUGAGCAGCAGUAAAUGAACCUCUCUUGGCGCCUGUUCGGGUGGAGAAAAAAAAAUCUCAAUGAGAAAAAGUGGAUACCAUCUAUUCUCACCUGUUCCAAUUCUAUUUGACAAUUCCCGGCCUCGGCCCCUAAUCUGGGUUCAUCACGAUGCGCAAACGCACAUUAGAAAAAAAAAAACCGCCUCGCGUGUAAACCCAAACUCCUCUGAUCUCGGCUUUGCCUUUUUCUUUCUUUCUUUCUUUUUUUCCCCCUUCAUGUUUUCGUCACGAUAUCAAUGCAAUUUGGCAGACGGGGUUGGCUGUGGAUGGGUUUCGCGUUCUAGAUAAUUCCCGGCAUGCGGCAUGUAUAGCAAAUCACAGAGAUUAUGAAAUUCAACAUGGUCUAUUUUUCUUCUUCCAUAAGGGACGCAUCAGCUGUUGAGUGUGCCUGGUUUUCUUCUACCCAAAGGGGAAA
Colletotrichum navitas is the source of this 1436-nucleotide messenger RNA. RefSeq lists its product as uncharacterized. Bases 1 to 996 code for a protein of 331 amino acids. The transcript is spliced from 3 exons. The record is from RefSeq and is a predicted model, not a curated record. NCBI's taxonomy places the organism in Eukaryota, Fungi, Ascomycota, Sordariomycetes, Glomerellales, Glomerellaceae.